Molecule: messenger RNA, 1041 nt
Organism: Penicillium longicatenatum
Lineage: Eukaryota; Fungi; Ascomycota; Eurotiomycetes; Eurotiales; Aspergillaceae
Exons: 3
Coding region: 1-1041 (346 amino acids)
Source: RefSeq, a predicted model, not a curated record
AUGCCACAAACUCUAAGACCGCUCGACUACGGGUGCACGGAUUGGCGGAUCAGUAGCCAAAGAGUCGCAGAUCUGUACAGUUCUGGUACCAGACUUUGGACGAAAGAAGAUCUCGAAGACAUAGAACAACAAUUGCGUCGUUCCUAUACGAUGGAGCGAUUUUCAGUCCGUCGAGUCGAUGGAAGCAUAAUCCAAAUUUCCAAUCCCAUGUUCCAAGUACAGAAUCCAAUCUGGAAACCUCAUGUCAAGUACCAAGAAUAUUGGCAACUUGUGAAAGCACAACCCAGCGGCCCAAUUGAAACCUACCUGUGCUCUUACAUUGUGGAUUGGAGCAAUCAGACUGCACGAAACUUCCGAGAGCUUUUAGCACAGCCUAUGCAAGUAUUUGACGAGAAAUACUUGCUGUGGCAGAAUAGCAAGACCUGCAAGCGCUUGGCAACCUUGGUCCAAGAUACACUCGGUACGAACACUGUGAAGAAAGUUCUCUGCUUCGGGCUCGGUGAUUUCUGCCGCUCCGCACCUGAAUGGCUAAAAAGGCAGCACGGCUCUUGGGAUGAAAUCUCGGAGGUGGAAAAUGUUAUGGGUUGCAUGAUCCAGCAUUCGAUGGCUCUUACUAUCGCUCAACUUUGUCGUGGCAAUAAAACAUUGCCAUUAUAUUCUCAGGACCCAGAGUAUACAGAGAUCGCGGAAGAGAUCCUGACCAAGAAGGAAUUCAAAAUUGUUGGGACUCACGGUGCAGGAGGAUUCGCGGAAAUUGACGAUGAAUCCAUCAUAAUAUCACCCUUUGCUGCCGCCCCAGUCAAGCAGAUUAUUGCCGAUCUUGCUCGGCCUGUGCUUAUUAUUUCCACCGGCUUUGAAGUUUUCAAUGGCAAUGAAAAACCAUUGGCAGAUGCUGAAUCUCCGAGGACAAGGCAAAUGUGGCUCGAUUAUGAUGCUUAUAGCCUUCCAAGCCAUUCAGAUGAAGUUGAAAUAUGCUCUGCACUUAAAGGACUAUAUCUGUAUUGUAGACGCCAACAAUCUCUGGAUUCGCAAGAAGCCUGA